AUGUCCGGAAUCAAUAAAGACGAAAAGGUGCGCACGGACACUGGGUUGCCCACGACCCAACCAUCGGGAGAUAGAGGAGGUAGUGCUGGAGGUGGCGUUGACACCUCGCACGUGAACGAAGCGUCGGCGGCGAGCAGGACCAGUUCUAUGGGUCCUCCUGCUUCGCCAGGAAUGAAGAGAACGGCAGUCCGUUCAGAGGGUGAGUCGGCUGGCGGCUCGUCAGCAGCUGAGUCCUGCGUCUCAGCGGGUCGGCCAGGCCCAGCGUCUUCGAAGGGCCCGUCGAUCAGGGCGAAGAAGGCGCCAGCAAGGAAGAGGCAGGCGUUUCGUGGUGUAUCGGCGUCGCACCGACCGUGCUCGCAGUCUGAUGGGGCUGUCUCCGAUGCGAGCGUGUCGGAAGCCGGUAUGGACGCAGACGGUAGUGAGACGGAGACCCCGUGGCCUUCAGGACCGCAGCAGCCCCGCCCUUCUGGCGAGGCAGAGGUUGUCCCAGCCCCGGCCUCGGAUGCUCGGCCUAAUGCCACGUGGGAGACCGUUCGGCGAAAGAAGGCGUCGAAAAAGAAGAAGGGCGGAGCGAGGCCUGAGCAGCGUUCGCGCUCGGCCCCGCGUCAGACGCCAGCUGGACCAGCUGCUCCAGCGGCAGCGCCGGCCCCGACGACGGUGGAGCUUCAAGUUCCGUCAACCGCGUUCGGUGGCGAGGGUCCCGUGAGAAAGGUCAACGUGACGGAGCUGGUAGCCCGGGCAGAGCAGCUUGCGAAAGAGGUCCGGGACUUUACGAAAGACCCGGCGAAUCGGAUAAAUAAGAGCGUCGCUUCGUUUAUCGAGGACAGGUUUUCGGGGGUCCUAUCCCUCCUUGUAGCGGCUACGGGAAAGAUAGAGGGACUAAGGGGGGAGUGCUUCGGCUUGCGAUUUGCGCACGGUGCGCUGUUGCGGCGGGUCGGCGCACCUGCGGGUAGCGGCCGCCAGGACCCGCGCCCUGAGGCGAUCGCGGCGCCAGCGGCGCCCGCGGCACCCGGGCGUGCGAGGACUUUCGCUGAGGCUGCCGGCGGAGCGUUGCCACCUCCGGGGGGAGCGGUGCCCCGGCCGGUGGAGCCGGGGGCUUUCCCUCGACGACGCCCGGUGCGGCGGGAGCCGCGGGUCCCUGAGCACGCUGUGCUCAUUAAAGCGGCGGAGGGGCCAAUGGAGCCGGCCCAGGUUAAAGAGAGGUUGAAAACGCUGGUCAACCCAGGGUCGGCUUCGGUUUGUGUAGUCGGGGUCAGAACCGUACGAGGUGGAGUGUUGGUCGAAACGAGCAAGGAAGAAGAGCUGAACUUCUUCCGCGAGAGCGAGGCCAUCCGCCAGGGAGGCCUCACUGUUUCGGUUCCGGAGGCUCCCAGGAAGGCCAUCGGGGUUAUGGCGAUACCUGCUGAGGAAACGGAGGAGACGGUCUUGACCGCGCUCCAGGUCCAGACCGCCCCGAGUAUGAGUCAGGAGGACUUCCGCCAGGCCGUCAGAAUAGCGCGAAGGUUCCGAGCGAGGCAGGCGGGGCCACGGGCGCCAAGAACGUCCAACUGGGUGUUGGAGGCCACCCCGGAGGUGGCGAACAGACUGGUGACGAAGGGUCGUGUACUCCUUGGGUGGACCUCAUGUGUGGUCCGGGACUACGUGGACGCCGACCGCUGUUUCCGGUGCCUUGGGUUCGGUCACUCGGCGGUGUCCUGUAGAAAGCGAGCGCUAACUUGCGCUUGGUGUGCGGGGGAUGGACACCCCGCGGCGACGUGCCCAGCUAGGGAGGCGCCUCCUUGCUGUAUCAACUGCAGGGAGGCGGGCUUCGAGGCCGCCCAUAGGGCGUUAGAUGGGGCGUGCCCGUUCUACCGGGACGCGAUCGCCCAAGGGCGAAAUGCGGCUAUGGAGGAGCGGGCCCGCCUGCGGCCUCAGUUGGGUCCCGCCUCGAGCAGCAGGAAUGGCUGA
Messenger RNA from Venturia canescens, 1947 nucleotides. Its product is annotated as translation initiation factor IF-2-like. Gene Ontology annotation, molecular function: nucleic acid binding; zinc ion binding. The record is from RefSeq and is a predicted model, not a curated record. The transcript has a single exon. Lineage: Eukaryota; Metazoa; Arthropoda; Insecta; Hymenoptera; Ichneumonidae. The coding region runs from base 1 to 1947 and encodes 648 amino acids.